CCAUGUGAGAUGUAAACAUUGGAAUGAUGUGUCUUAAGAAAUUGAACAUGGCCUUGUCUUUUAUCGAAAGAUGGUUUUCACAGGUGCCAUGGUCAUAAAUAUCCCAGCCUAUAAUCUGUAGAGAGAGAAAUGUAUGGCUUUGUCAGGCGAGACAUCCAUAGUUCCGUGUACAAGGCUGUGUCUAAAUACCUGGUGGAUAAUGACGAAGACUGGAGAAAACUGCCCUCCAAUGUAGCCAGCUUCCAUCUUAUGUUUGGUGAAAGAAAUAAACUCCAGUUUGGAAGACUUGGUCAUGAACCAGGACUUACACAGUUGGUGAAUUAUUACAGGGGAUCAGAUGUCAUUUGCAGAAAAACUGCCUUAGUAAGAGUCUUCAAGCAGUUUUACACCACAUCGGCAAAACCCAUACCAAAAUGGCUGCCAGAGUCUUUCAUAGUUUGUCCUAAAGAUAUUGCAAAAAACAUGGAGUCUGCUCCACCCACUGCUCAUCCCGUACGCAGGCGAGUGUCCAAACCAGACGAGAGAAAAGAAUUAAAGGAACGGUCACUAGUUCUGUCUAGAGAAAGUAAAAAACCAGUUGUCUGGAUAGCCAAAUCUUCCUCAGGCUCAAAAGGAGAGGGGAUAAAAAUAUCUCCAGAUGUAUCUGAGCUGAUUAAAUUUGUUGAUCAACAAACACAAGCUUUUGUUAUCCAGAGAUACAUAGAUAAUCCAUUACUUCUGGAAGAGGAUCGUAAAUUUGAUAUAAGAUGUUGGGUUUUGCUGGAUGCUAGCUACAAUGUGUACGUGUUUGAGGAUGGAGUCUUACGCACAGCUUCAGAGAGUUACCAACGGGAAAAUCUUGAUGACAUCACCAGCCAUCUAACCAAUCACUGUCUACAAAAAGAUCUAUCAGCAAACUUCGGAAUGUAUGAGGAGGGCAAUGAAAUGUUCUUUCCUGCCUUUAACAGAUACCUGCGGUCAAAGUUUGGAGUGUCAUUAGAUACCGCCAUUUUGCCUCAGAUUAAGGAAAUUGUAAAGACUGUGUUCAAAAUAGUGAAAGAGAGAAUUUCAACAAACUUCCUCGGGUACCAAAGUUUUCAGCUGUUUGGUUUUGAUUUCAUCGUGGAUGAUGAAAUGAUGGUACACCUUAUAGAAAUCAAUGGAGCCCCUGCCUGUGCAAAAAAGCUUCUGCCCGAUCUAGUGAGAAGUCUGGUUAUUACUGCUAUAGAUCCUGCCUUCCCCACCCACAAACUCCACACCCGGGGUUAUAAUGGUUUCCACAAAAUAUAGAGGGAAUUAUAAUAUGGCUACUUUAAUUAUUUGGAUACUGUCAGAUUUUGUUAUUUUGAAGUGGAUGGGAUUAAGAACUUUGAGAAAUUCUAGGACUAAGGUUCAAGAUCUUCAGAGUGAUAUUUGAAGAAGAGGUUAUUUGCACUUCUAGUUUACUUAAAGAUAUAUAUUCAUAUUUUUUUAAAUAUUCAUGUUUGAAAUAUCACAAAAGCACAUUUUACUUAUUUAUUCUUAUAUACACAAUAAAUACUGCUGUUGUGAUUUCAUCAUCAUAUUUAAGCUUAUAUGUGUAUUGUUUUUAUUUUAAGAAGAGAAUAAUGAUUUUAAUUUAGAAUAUAUAUAAUGUAUAAGGUAACCUGAUUUUAAGUUUAAGUAUACACUUAAAAGUCAAAUAAUUAUUUGCUGUUGAUCAUGGUAUUAGCUAAAGUAGCAAUACAUUUUGUGUACUAGCAACUCUAGGCCUUUUCAUUUAACUGUUUAUUUUCAGAAGUGCCAUAAUAUUAUUUUUUAAAAUAAUACAUUGUUCAUUAUGUGCAAGUUAGUAAGUACUAAUUAAUUUGCUUAGCCCCCCCCCUUUUUUUUUGCAAAUAUAUACAUAAUAUAGGCAUUGAAAACUGGAGUUUCUCUUUUUUGUUGGUUUAGGGCCCCCCCCCCCUUUCACUUUCAAUUUGUUUCUGAUGCCUACGUGCAAGUUAAUUCUUGAAGCUUUAUAUGUGUAUAAUAGACCAAAUUUAUAUUAUCAAUCAUGUAUUAUUGCUUAUUAUGUGCAUGUUCUGAACUAUCUGAUGUGCCACAAGGCAUAAAGAAAUAAAAUAGCAAUAAAUUAAUUUGACUGCA
This is a messenger RNA of Saccostrea cuccullata (small rock oyster), 2106 nucleotides long. Its product is annotated as tubulin--tyrosine ligase-like. The record is from RefSeq and is a predicted model, not a curated record. The transcript has 10 exons. Gene Ontology annotation, molecular function: tubulin-tyrosine ligase activity. Gene Ontology annotation, cellular component: spindle microtubule. The coding region runs from base 130 to 1269 and encodes 379 amino acids. NCBI's taxonomy places the organism in Eukaryota, Metazoa, Mollusca, Bivalvia, Ostreida, Ostreidae. Gene Ontology annotation, biological process: microtubule cytoskeleton organization; protein modification process.